This is a messenger RNA of Diversispora eburnea, 1209 nucleotides long. NCBI's taxonomy places the organism in Eukaryota, Fungi, Glomeromycota, Glomeromycetes, Diversisporales, Diversisporaceae. The record is from the annotation of a GenBank genome assembly.
AUGGGCUCUACGGCCGCUUCUCCAGAGGCAAGUCCGACAAGGUCUGACAAGUCGAGAAAACCUGUAAGCGAAGUUUACGUUCCCAAACAGAGGCGUAGUCUAACUGAUGAAGAACAACUAUCCCCGAUUAGUGAUUCUAAAGGUAGUAUCAUUAAUGAUAAUUAUGAGAAUCAAGACAACGCAAUCUUAAGAAAAGGACGAGGAACAUUUCGUGGUCCUGGUACCGAUAAUCAACAAGACCAACAAGACCAACAGAAACAAGCCCCUCGUACCCCUAGAGGUCGCGAUUUUGAUGCAACCUCUUUACGACAAUACCCACCAAAAACUGGGGAUAAGCCACCAAAUAAGGGUCACGUUAGGGCUAAGUCAAAAUCAGAUAGUAGAAAGAAUAGCAAUGGACAUCAAGGUUCUGAAAGUGGUGGAUCCGGUAGCGACAACAAUGCUUCUGAUGACGUCUCCAAAAUCGCUAAUUCUUUAGAGAACAUCAAUAUUAGUGAUAAUAAUGAAAGUGAAGUAAAGGUCACUUCUCAAUAUAAUGAUACUCCAUUGACUUCACAAGAAUUUCUAGUACAACAAGACGUUGAUGAUUGGGAAAAUCAGGCGGACGUUGCUGAAAUGAAAAAUAAUAGUGGUUUCAAUAGUCCAAUUACUAGUCCUACCAGUCCUGUAGAGAAUCCAUUUGAUUGGCAAGCAAAUAGACAAAAAUCAGAAGCUCAAAAGAAUGAAAAUGCGAAAAAUGCAUACGAGGGAUCAACUCGUAUUCUUGAUAUAUUUGAUUUUCCUGCAUCAUUUAAAACACAUCACCUUCACGAAAUUUUCCAAGAAUACGAAAAUAUGCGUGGUGGAUAUCGCAUUAAAUGGAUGGAAGAUACUCGCGCUUUGAUUAUCUUUGAACAUCCAUCUACAGCGCGAAAGGCAUAUUUGGAUAAUGUCACCUACCAACUAGCCACAAUUAAACCAUAUGAAGGACCAACCGACUUUCUUCAAAAGAAUCCUAAUAUUGCAGCACAAUCUCGUGCGCGUCCUGCAACCACUGACAUGGUCGCUAAACGACUUGUUCAUGGCGCCCUUGGGGUUCGCGUCUCAAGAUCUCCUGAACAACGUCAAGCAGAAAAUAUGAUUCUCAGGUCUGCUCGAGAUCAACGUGACCAAAGACGUAAUGAAGUUACGAGACGGUCUCAAGAUUUGGAUUCAGCAUUCAAUGAAUGA